UUAUAAAACAAUUUUAAAGUAAUUUUUUAAAAUCAUAUGUUAGUAUGAAGUUCAGAUUAGAAUCCUAUGGAGUGGGAAAUGAGCGUGUGUUGAGGUACUUAAAUGGAAAUAUCAUUAAGGAAUCUCCAAUACAACACUUCUUCACAGUAACAAAUAAUGAAAACAAGGAUGAAAAUAUCGAAGAAGAUACUAAUAAUCAAAAUAAUAACAAUGAAAUUACAUCAAGUAAGGAAGAAAAUAUAGAAUUAUCGGACGAGUUUCUGAGUAAAUUACAUGAAUUAAACUGUGAAAAUUGGCACCUGAUAGGAACAAACAUAUGUAUGUCAACAACGCUGAGAUAUGAAAAAGAAAAUCCACUGGAGUGGGAUGAGUCCAUGAAGGAUCAGCAGAUGGGAUAUGCAUCACUGUCGAAGAUCAAGUCAACAUUUGACCAUUUAAACGAGACUAAAAAACUCAAACUAUUACACACAGUCAAUAGAUUUGAUUCACAGACCCUUAAAUAUUCCAUUUUUGACAGGAAUGCGUCACUGGAUGAGUGUUCGAGUAAGUCGUUGGAACUAUCGCAGACCAUAUAUAACGGAAUCAAUUUGCAAAAUGAGUUCAUUAACGUGUUAUUGGAGUUGAAGAAGGAGUUUAAGUUAUUAAUGAGUCAUAGAAACCCAGUGGAUUUAACGUCACUGGAUGUUGACUUUCCCUCAUCAUUUGCACUGAAUGUGCUUUUUUAUGAUAUUUCUUAUUAUCCAUUUAGCAUUCGAUUACCAAAUCUAAACACCGACACAGAUGAUAAUCAGAAAGAUGCGGAAACUGGUCCAAGAGAAGAGUAUAUAUGGGAUAUAUGGUUAUACCACAGUGACAGUUCACCAUUUGUACCACAAAUAUGUACUAUAUACUAUAAUAACAUGACCGCUGAUGAUAUGGCAAAAGAAUUUAAGGAACUGAAUAACAUUAAUAACGUAAAAAUGGUGUUUCCUAUGGGAAUAUCACACUUUAUAGAGAAAAACUAUGGAUUGUGUGUUAAUGGAAGUUCAAUACCGUUAUACGAAAGGGAUGAAUCAAACCUAUUAUUAUAUCAUCUAAGAAGAGGUAGAAAUUGUCUAAUUGAUAGACAUAUUUUUCUGACAAUAGCACAAAUGUGUUUUGAUUUAAAUAACAAAACCAGUGAUCUUGACGGUGUAAAGAUUUUAUUUAUUGGAUCAGAUGGUGUAAGACUGGAGCUAAUGGGUAGAAGGGUAGAGAUAGGCUAUAAACCAGUAGAAGAAGUGGAAGCGGGAGAGGUAAUGUGGAAGUUAGUUAUAGCGAAAAUGAGAAGUGUACACAUCCAAAACUGGAAACAACAAAAGUACCAACUCGACAAUAAUAUACCAAAUAUAUUUGAAGAAACUGUUAAAUUUAUACAAAAUUUAAUAAAUUUUAAAAAAUAA
This is a messenger RNA of Theileria parva strain Muguga, 1421 nucleotides long. RefSeq lists its product as uncharacterized. The transcript has a single exon. Bases 45 to 1421 code for a protein of 458 amino acids. The record is from RefSeq and is a predicted model, not a curated record. Lineage: Eukaryota; Apicomplexa; Aconoidasida; Piroplasmida; Theileriidae.